UGCAUGUUUGCAGUCGGACGAUCCUUGGUGACGUGCCCCGUAAACACAGAAGCCGGAAGUGUAGGGAAAACCCAACUCACGUGUACAACAUGAAAAAUACAAAAAAGCCCAAUAAUGGGUCCAAAAAGGGAAAAUUCAAGCCGGGAUCCAAGAAAAGAGAAAACAAGUGCAUCGUAACGUUUGACGACAAAGACAGACAGGAGUAUUUAACUGGUUUCCAUAAGCGAAAGGUGGAAAGGAGAAAAGCAGCCGAGGCAGAAAUUCGGAAGAAAAUCAAGGAAGAACAGAUCAGAGUCAGAGAAGAGAGGCAUAAGGAAUACAUAAAGAUGCUGAAGGAGAGGACCGAUGCUCUUGAGGCCGCCGAAGAAGAUGAUCUGGAAGACGUUAUAACCAACACAACAGAGUCUGUGCAGUACGAUCACCCCAACCACACCGUCACCGUUACGACCAUCAGUGAUCUUGACCUCACAGGGGCUCACCUGCUUGGGCCUGCAGCUUGCCAGGAUAAUGGGGAGGGGAGGGAGGAAGAGGAGGAGCAGACAACAGCAAUGCCAAGAAAAGCCGGGAAUCCAAUCAUGAAUAAAAAGAUCCGCUCCCUAACUGCGUCGCUCAACAGUUUCACCACCAAGAGGAAGAGGAAAGGGAAGCAGGAAGGCCGAGGAGGACGGGGCCGUCAGACAGACAAGAGACAGGGUGCCCCAGAGAGUAAAAACAGAGCUGGGAGGACCAGCAAGUGGCAGAGACGUCGAAAGACUGGGAAAAGAGAGCAUCAUCAGGAGUGAAGAGUGAACCGUGAAGAGAAUUGACUUCCUGUGUCUGAGUCUCACAAGUGAAUACAUUGGAGUAUUUAUGCUCCUGUGUUUCAACAGGAUUUGUGUAUGCUGAGAAGAUUGUUAAAUGAACACAAGCUGAUGUGGACGAUCACUGUCGGACCAUGUUGGACCGUCUGUCAUGGCGUCGCUUAAUGUUUCCAGCGCCCCCUGAAAUCUUGUGCUCAGAUUUGUACGUCUUUCAAAGCAAAGCUGUUUUUUGUAGUGUUAUUUCUUAAACGUUAACAAUUUGUACUGUAUUUCCUGAAAUCUUCAUUAAAUAAAAGAUAUAUCCUGCUAGUAAGUGA
Acanthopagrus latus (yellowfin seabream) is the source of this 1117-nucleotide messenger RNA. RefSeq names its product nucleolar protein 12 (gene nol12). The record is from RefSeq and is a predicted model, not a curated record. Gene Ontology annotation, molecular function: RNA binding. The transcript has 6 exons. NCBI's taxonomy places the organism in Eukaryota, Metazoa, Chordata, Actinopteri, Spariformes, Sparidae. Gene Ontology annotation, cellular component: nucleolus. The coding region runs from base 90 to 782 and encodes 230 amino acids.